AUGAGCGAAAGAGAGGGAGCUCCGCGCGAGAGGCAUCGGUCCGGGGUCGACGAGGUGCAGAGGCUGUCCGAGAGGCGCGAAAGGCCCAGAGAGGAUGGUCGGGCCCAAGAGAGCCGCACGCAUCGGCGUGAUCGAGACGAAGGGCGGGACAGGCCGCGGCCGCGGCGUGGUGACGACGACUACGACAAGGAGCGGGACCGAAGAAGCCACCGAGGACAGAGUAGGGAGAGGGCGCGCCAUCGGAGGUCACGCUCCGUCUCUGAUUCGGAAGGCUCUUCCUCCUCUUCCUCUUCCUCUUCAGAGGGCAGGUCUCGUCGCACGUCCAAGAAGUCGAGAGACGAAGAAGAGGAAGAUGAGGAAGCAAGGAGGCGCCGGAGAAAGAGGCGGCGCGAGAGGGAGAGGGAGAGAGAAAAGGAUCGGGAAAGGGACGGCGAGCGCAGAAGACGGAAAGAGAGGAGGCGAAGUCGGAGUCCGGACGAGAGCAGAGAGGAGCGCAGGGAGCGAAAACGUCUAAAGAAGGAGAAGCGCGACCGCAAGAAUAAGCGAGGAGGGGCGGUGCAUGAGUUUGGCAAGUAUGGCAUCAUCAGCGAGAUGGAUGUCAACUCUCGCCUCACGGGAGAGUUCCGGCAGUGGCUCGUCGAGGAGCGGCACAUCAAUCCCGAGACGAUCUCGCGCGCCUCGGAGCGAAAGGAGAUGGCCACCUUCAUCGAGGACUACAACACGGCGACGUUCACCUCGGAAAAGUAUUACAACCUCGAGGCCCACGAACGCAGGAUGGCUUCGAUCAGGGCCGGUGCGACCCUCGAUGACGACGAGCUGUUGGGCACAUAUGACCCGCGAAAGGACGAGGCAGCCGCAAAGGCUUCCUUUCGAUCGCAGCAGCGGGCGCGAGAGGGUGCCAGCUCCUCGACUGAUGCGUGGCAGAACAAAGCCCAGCUGGAGGAGCUGCGGCGGGUGCAAAAUGAACGGAUCGAGCUGGCGAAGCGCAAGCAGCUUGGCAUGAACGUCUCGGCCAAGCUCGGCGUGCGAAUGGACGGCAGCUCUUUUGACCGGCGGUGA
Molecule: messenger RNA, 1059 nt
Organism: Acaromyces ingoldii
Lineage: Eukaryota; Fungi; Basidiomycota; Exobasidiomycetes; Exobasidiales; Cryptobasidiaceae
Exons: 2
Coding region: 1-1059 (352 amino acids)
Source: RefSeq, a predicted model, not a curated record